Molecule: messenger RNA, 792 nt
Organism: Dacryopinax primogenitus
Lineage: Eukaryota; Fungi; Basidiomycota; Dacrymycetes; Dacrymycetales; Dacrymycetaceae
Exons: 6
Coding region: 1-792 (263 amino acids)
Biological process (GO): translational termination; mitochondrial respiratory chain complex III assembly
Cellular component (GO): mitochondrion
Molecular function (GO): translation release factor activity
Source: RefSeq, a predicted model, not a curated record
AUGGUGUCUCCUCAGGCACAGGCCGCAGCUAGAGCUGCCUAUCGUGCCAUAUUCAGAGCCACUACGGUCACUUUCAAAGGGGAUGAGCCGUUGUUGCGCGCCUUCAGGCAAAAGACCCGGGAAGCGUAUGUAGCCAAUCGUUCGCUUGCCGACGAAGCCGCCUACGCAGGCGCAGUGAAACAUGCAAAUGAUGUUGCAGAAGUUCUCUUGAAAAAUGUUGCGCAGGCCAAGCAACGGGAGGAUGGUUCGUGGAACCUACGGAUGACAGAACACACAGAGCUGGGCGACAACGAAACCAUCAACCGGUUCGCGUCGUCGAAAAUGUCCAGAGAUCGGCCUCGUGGGACGCAGAUGCGAGCUUUCUCCACAUUUCUCCCGCGUCAGUCAUACACGCGGGACAAGCGUGAGGCUCAUCAGAAGCGCGAGCUGCCAGUCUUAAAAGCAGAAGAUUUGGAGGAAUCUUUCGUUCGAGGCUCGGGACCUGGUGGACAGGCUAUCAAUAAAACAUCUAGCUGCGUCAGCUUGAUUCACCGACCCACCGGCAUUCGUGUGCUCGCACAGCCUACUAGAUCACGGCAACAGAACAGAAAAAUUGCUCGCAAAAUUCUGCUUGACAAGCUCGAUCAGCUGAUGAAUCCGGGGCUCUCAAAAACAGACAUGAAGCGUGAUAAAAUUCGCGAAAGAAAGAGGCAGCGCGAUAAAAAGCGCAGAAAGGAAGUCGGAGACGCUGAAGACGAAAUUGAGGACGAUUUGAAAAAUCCCCUGAGAAUGGGCCUCCCUAGAGAUGGAUAA